Molecule: messenger RNA, 2545 nt
Organism: Loxodonta africana (African savanna elephant)
Lineage: Eukaryota; Metazoa; Chordata; Mammalia; Proboscidea; Elephantidae
Gene: ZSWIM2
Product: zinc finger SWIM-type containing 2
Exons: 9
Coding region: 122-2008 (628 amino acids)
Molecular function (GO): ubiquitin protein ligase activity; zinc ion binding
Source: RefSeq, a predicted model, not a curated record
GGACACCGCGGAGCCCAACCACCAUCACCAAGGAAACCAGCCGGCACGCCGUUGUCAUGGAGGCUAGCAUACGCAUCGCAGAGCCUAGUUGAGGCGCCGCCUCCGCCUGCACUUAGGCAGGAUGCUUCGCCGAGGCUAUAAGACCUCGGAAAGACGAAGACACGUGAGCGACCACCUCAGCUGGCAGCAAGACCAGGCGUUGAGUAGCAGCAUCUACCUUCUACGAGAGAUUGGCCCCACUGGCUUCCUGCUGAGGGAGGAGGAGCCGGAGAACAGGGAUUUCCGAGUUUUCCUAGGAAAUCCUCAUUCAUGUAACUGUUCCACAUUUCUGAAAGGAGGGGAUCUUUGUAAACAUAUCUGCUGGAUCUUGUUGAAAAAAUUCAAGCUUCCAAGGAGUCAUGAAUCUGCUUUCCAGCUGGGUCUUACAGAAGGAGAAAUCAGUUACUUGCUCCAGGGGAUACAUCGAGUUCAAACUCCCCAGCCAGGAACAAAUGAGGAAAAUACACAUGUUGAAGAGGAUGGGCACAUAAAGCAGAAGGAAAUUGGUUCAGAGGAUAUCUGCUCUAUUUGUCAAGAAGUGCUUUUAGAGAAAAAGCUUCCUGUCACCUUUUGCAGGUUUGGCUGUGGCAAUAGUAUUCAUAUAAAAUGCAUGAAGAUCUUGAUUAAUUAUCAGGAUACAAUGAUGAACAACUCCAUGUUGAAAUGUCCUCUGUGCAGGAAAGACUUUGCACCAUUAAAACUUAUUUUAGAGGAAUUCAAAAACUCUAGCAAACUUGUGACUGCAGCUGAGAAAGAGCGAUUGGACAAACACCUUGGAAUUCCUUGUAAUAACUGUAAACAAUUUCCAAUUGAAGGGAAGUGUUACAAGUGUACUGAAUGUAUUGAAUAUCACUUAUGCCAGGAAUGUUUUGGUAACUGCUGCCAUCUUUCCCAUAAAUUUAUGUUUCGUGAGAGAAGAAACCAAAAAUGGAGGCCACUAGAAAAAAGAUCAAAUGAAAUUGUAAAAUAUACAGGUAUGGAAGAAGAGAUACCACAUUUUCAAAAAACGAAAAGCCAGGUUUAUACACCAAAACAGAUCGUAAAGUCACUGCCUUUCUUACUGAUUACAAAGAAUAGUAAAUUGCUUGCUCCAGGCUACCAGUGUCGACUUUGUCUGAAGGCAUUUCAUCUUGGUCAGCAUAUAAGAUUGCUACCAUGUACUCACAAGUUUCACAGGAAAUGUAUUGACAACUGGUUACUUCACAAAUGCAAUUCCUGCCCUAUUGAUAGACAAGUUAUAUAUAAUCCUUUAAUCUGUAAAGAUACAGCAACGAAUGGACAAGCACAUCAGUCGGUUUCAAACACAGACGUCAUUCAUCCAUCAAAGCAGGAAGAACCAGAACUUUUUAUUCCUGGUACUAGACUAGUCUUAAAGCAAAAUAGACUUGGAAUUUUACCUGGCAUACCUCAAGGGAAUUCUGAAAAGUUGAAUACACCUCAAAGUUCAACAGAUAUGUGUCAGAAUAUAAUAAUAGAUAAUCUACACUCUAUUGAAUUAGGCGAUUCAAAUUCAAGAAAUUUAAUCUAUGAAUAUAAAAUUAGCCAACAUUUCCCCAGGUAUCUUCAAGAUUUACCCACUGGAUCACUUGGGAAAAUGUCAUCUCAAACAUGUCUUCCUUCUAUUAAUCACAAGGUUAUAUGUCCUACUACACUGGGAAGCUCAUGUAUCAGUGACACUGGUCAAAGCCAGAAGAUGAUCAAAGACUCUAAGCAUAUUAAGCACCGUCCACAGAAGUCUCUUGGUACUAAAAUAAGAGAGAACAGCAGGAGGUCAAAUACUUUACUUCCAGAGGAUUUAAAUCUUAUUGUCAAUUGGGGUAAAACUAAACUUAGUUUGUCUAAAAGGUAUGAUAAUUGUAUGGGUAAAAUGGAACAAAAAUGUAGUCGUUUAUCGAGAAGGCCUAUAUCUCACCCUUUAAGUACAAAAAGUACUGAGCUAUCAUUAAUAAUGGAAGGAGUUCAAUUGUAAAAAAAUAUUUUUUAUUAACAUCAGAAAAUAUUUUAAUAUUGAGCAUAAAAAAUGUUUUAUUUGUACAACAUAUAAGACACAUAUAUACUCUUGACAAAUGUGUGUAAAAUUCUCUGUUGUAAUUUUGCCAACUUGUCUACAAAUAACUUAUCACAUUUAAAGGAAAUUACUCCAUUCUCUUAAAGGUGUCGUGAUAAGUAUGAAUUAUGAAUAAUUUGGGGGGCUCUUAUUUCUGAUUUUACACUGAUUAAAAAUGUUUUUAUUUAAAUUAAGGAAAUAGAUUUUCCUCGCUUUGACUCACUGUUCAAACAUUCUACUUGGUAGCUUAUAACAUGCAGGGAUUAUUUCCAGGUAACUUGUGCAUUUUUUGCGUUUUUAUUGCUCUAAUAAUCACACUACAUGUAAGAAAAUCUAGAUGGUGGCUUUCUCUUAGUUAUAUUUCCUUAAAGGAGUUUUCUUAUACAUGAAAUAGAAAUAUGCUUAGGAUAUUAUAAGCUAUGCCACAUCUAUAAUGGCUCUAUUAUAUUAUUUUCAAAA